CAUUCCAACCAAUGGGAGCGCUCGCUUUUGGGGUACUGAAUGUAGACGGCAACCGACCCGAGCAGCCUCGAUCUGUGCAUACUGCCAGUAAAUGCUGUCAGCUCCUAAAAGGCUGUAACUGAACGUAAUAUUUCACUGUCCUGUUUAUACAGGUUUUUGUGUUCCCACAUUCAUUACACCCUGGGCGUGAUAUGUUAUUCCUCGAUCGGCGAAGAGCGUUAUGAACGGAAGUCUACCGCAUGGUCAAAAGAUUUUGAAAGAGAUCGGUAGCUCGGCGAAUGCAACCAAAGAAGAUAUUCAUUUGUACGCUGAGCACCUAGGAAUCGUUCUUCCCGAUGAGCAAAAUCUGCUUUGGAUUGCUCAGGCCGGUCUUGAGGUGUCGCUGCCGCCACCGUGGUGUCCCGUGGAAGAUUCUCAGGGAAGGAUUUACUAUUACAAUUCGGUUACGAAAGAGGCCAAAUGGGAGCAUCCCUUGGAUUCUUACUACAAAGCUGUGGUCAAGAAGGAGAGACUCAAGGCAAGUGCACGAGCCGCUACUGCAGAGUCAAAUGUAGAAGACAGCGGUGCUUCACUGAUGUCCUCUCUAGACGACAUUCCACCCUUGUCCUCAUUCGCAAGAGCUUCAGAUGCUGAUCGAACUGUUGUUCCCUUCUCACGUCUCAAGAAAGUGAAAAAGGGGUUCCUGUCUAAGUCCUGUCCAACCAACCUUCACAUGCUAGCAGUGAAUUCAGGACCUUUAGUAAAGGCUUUCUUUGUGCAGCAAACAGACACUGACUCGGAAUCUCACACUGCCACUCUUCGCAAUCAAGACGAACAUGCCAUUGUGCGGGACCUGCUCACCCAGAAGCAGGCGCUCGAGUUUGAGUUAGAGCGACUGAAGCGGGAGGUGCAGAAGUACCAGCGAAUCAGAGACCAGUUGAAAGCAUCCGCCAAGCAAGAGUUAAUCCAACUUGGAACCAGUUCACUAACUCACAGAGCACGAAACCACAAGCACGCCAUUGCAGACGAGAAGCAAGAACAGAAUUCCCAAGAUAAAGGACCUGCACUGCCAGGUGAUGCAUCUGGAACAAAGACCAAAGGUGAGAGCAGCAAGACCAUCAAGGGAGCAGCCACUGGAAGUCUCUCUGGCCGCUCCUCGUUGGGUCACAAAGAUCUUCUCCGGCUCAGUCAACGACUCGCUCACCUGCGUCAUCGACAUCUGCAGCUGUCCCUACGUGCUGCUCAGCAAGUUGCUGAGGAUGCUCUUGCCAGUUAUGUCGUGCCCCAUACUUCUGGCUCCGAGAUCCCCAGCAAGGACUUGGUGGUGUCAUCCAUAAAGCAGCUGGUACCAUCCUCAUCGUCCGACCUAGUUCCUCAUCGGACAGCAAGAGCACUGACCAGUAUUCCUCACGCAGAAAUGGAAGCAGUUCACGGCAGUCCUCCAACACAUUAUUGGAAACCGUACAUGUCUCAACAGCAAGAUGGACGGCCUCCUCAACAGUGGUCUCGAGCUGAGUGGACAACGAAGUUGUCACAGCUACGCUGGAGCCUCAGGGAAUGUGAACUCCAACAGCUGCUUAUCAAGUAGUCACUCCUUCGCUGCCAAGAGGAAGGCACGUAGUUUCAUGUAAUUAUAAAGGUACUAGUCAUCACAAGAAUCUCAGGUAACGGUGUUACGUGCAGCUGCUGAAAAACAAAAAGCAACAUAUGUCUUGUGAAUAUGUUCAAUAUAGAUGGAGUACCCAAAAGUCACUGGAAUGUUUUUCUGAAGCACACAUGUAUUUUUAAAAACAUUUCUGCAACUAUUUUUUUUUAACUUGUACAAAUGUGUGUAUUACAUAGUUAAAUAUACUGCUGCAUAUAAAUUAUGUUCUGUUCUCGAAUAAUUGUCAUUCACUGAUAGCAGCAUUCUGCUUUACACUUACAAUAUGUAUUAGUAAUUGUCUUGUGUAACCAUUCCCCUCCUCUGCCCCUCUGUCUUUUGACCUUGAUGAUGUUUUAAAUAAGUAAGUAAAAUAUCUUAUUAAACUUACGUAUAUUGCUAUUGCAAGGAAUUAUGAAUCUUUGUAGCAAGUGCUGUAUAUACCGUACCUCCACAUUGAUUAGAACAUUUGUUGUAUACUUUGCAAUGUUCAGUAAUUUUGUGACAUAUUGUGAAGCAGAGAGUGCACAUGCAAUUCUGUUUCCUUACAUUGGUAUCACUUAUGUUUUAUCUUUUUUGUUUAAGUUUUCUCAGCACGCUCAGCAAAUUUGUAGCAGUAUUCAAUGUAAGCACAUGAUGCACACAUAUACUUCACUUUUACUUGACAAUAUUAACUGAUGUGAGCUCCGUGACAUGUUGUAACUUCUAAUGCUCAUCCAAUAUAUUUAGGCAACAUUCACUGAUUUAACAACUAUAUUGAAGUUUACACGUUACCUAUAAAGCUACACGGUAACAAGAAUUGACUGGUUAGCUAGCUCCUCUUAGAUAUGCGUACAUGCCGGAAAAUUUUUUUUGCUACAUAACUGUGGCAACAGCACAGUUAAACAUUGCUGAUCGUUCAUCAAAAACUUACCUUAUCAUGGUUCAUUUUUAACUGGUUUGUUUGCUGUCCUCAUUGAAGUGGGGGGGAAAAUGUUUGUACGCUGAAUCUUGCUGAAGGCGUCAACUUCACCGGCUUGUAAAAUUGCUGAUCAUGUAAGUUGUGUAAAAAACCUGUUUCUCACACACUGUAUUUGUUCUUUGCUGAAAUCUGUCUCAGUAUUGGUACAAGUUACAUAUAUACUACGUAUGGAUGAAAUGUAAUGCACCAAAUUAUCCAUAUAAAGCACCAGGUGCAGCACUUUGCACACAAACACUGAAAACAGCACACUAGCCGCACGUAAUGGCCUGUUCGACCACUAUGAUGUAUUUGUAAGAAAAAGUUGCAGUUACUUUUGGGUACCCCCUGCAUGUACAAGGUACUUCUCAGAAUGUCUACCUGAAAUGAAAUGCUCAUUUUUAUUGUGACAGUGAAUAGCGCUACUAGGAAGCAAAGGUCAUAAAGAGAGGUCCCUGCGGUCUGAAUCUCACCGAGUGAGGCAUCAUUGAGCAUGAAGUGUUUUAUAUGUAUACCUCCAGUGCAACAUGUCCUCCUCUUGCUGUUCAGGGUUUGCAUUAAACCCACUAAGACGUUUAGACAUCAUAAUAAUAGUUUGUGAUUAGCCAGGACACAUACCUUAGCUUUAUUUUUGUUGGUCAUUGUGAUCAUCUCUAUUGCAGCCAAUCGCAAAUUUUUGCUAAUGCAGAAAUGAAUUUAUAAACUUUGUUUCUGCAUUUGUAUAAGCAUUUAGAAAACAGUAGCCACAACUGAUAGGUUGCGUGCCAGGUGUCGGCUUCGAAAAGAACUCGAGCAGGUCAGAGACCUUAUAGGUGAAGUGCUAGGCUAUGAAACGAAAAAUUGUAGAAGUACAUUCUCUGUCGCUAAGCAACCAGAGACUGUGUGGUAUGAUAUAUGGCAUUCACAGCUUGUAAUGAUGGCAUGAAAAAACAAACAUUAAAGGGACACUAGUGAACAACACUAAAUCAGUUUAGGCUGUUAAAGUCAUGCUUUCAAAACUAUAUUUUCAUUGAUUUUGCAGUAAUUAGGAUGAUUAUUACUGAAGAAAAUGUAAGGGACAAACUUCCCUUUUGUGAAUUUUGUGCCAGAACAUCAGCGGCCAUAAUGUCAGUGUGACAGCAUGGAUUUCAAAGUAUAUUGUGUCGUACUUGGGCUGUUUUGGGUGCUGGAGAAGUUCCCAAAACUUGAUCAGAUGUCUCUCUGGUUUCUUUGGAGUGAAUGUAUUUUUUUUCUUUACUGACAAAACAAUUAGCAGGACCUGAGCAAAUGCGGUCAAAAUCCACAAUGGCACGGCGAGCUGGUGCACGAACUUCACGGCGGCAUCACCGCUUGUCUGUCGUUUGUGCAUCAUUUCUGGCUAACGAAGCCUCCUCUCAUGGUAAAAGUGGUUGUUUUACUAUAGAAGGUUUCCAUGUUGGACCCCGCAGUGACUGCCUCUUCAGAGUAACGGAAGACAAUCCUGGAAGCCAUGCUUUUGCGUACUGCAGGUGCUAGAAGCUAUGUCGUAGCCAUUAUGUUUUGAAGAACACCUAUAGCAGAAGCGUAAUUUACUAAGGCAGCUUAGCCUAAUAGUCCUCCUUAGUGUCCCUUAAAUCCGAGUUUACUAGCCUGCAGGCCUAGCAUCAGAAAGUUACGUGUGCCAACGAAUGCUGCUGGUGCACACAGCUUUUCCACAGUGUGCUCGCACACUGAAGUAAACUGAAUUUUUUUUUAGGACCUAAAGACGUGACGACUAAAGACGUGACAUUCUUAAGAAGGAUUUGAUAUCUAUAGCUGUAGAGUAGCCAUUUAAAUUGUGCAGCAUGUGGGCUGCAUGCAGCUCACAACCUUGUGUCCAGAUCGCGUGGCCAUGGCAAUGCCCAUGGAGAAUCAUUUGCCACAUACUAUAUAUGAAACCCCAUGCCUGGGCCAUAUGGUGGAACCAUUCUUUUUAUUUUUCAUUCUUUCUGCCCUUUAUCAUUGGCUCCCAUGAAGCCAGAACCCCGCUGUUGCUGGGUUUGGAUACCCUAUGGGAUGUAUAAGAAGUGAAUGGAAUUCUUUUUUUUUUAUUCUCUAUAAGAUGUGGGCACCCAUGGAAUAAAUAACUCAG
Molecule: messenger RNA, 4647 nt
Organism: Dermacentor silvarum
Lineage: Eukaryota; Metazoa; Arthropoda; Arachnida; Ixodida; Ixodidae
Gene: Cep164
Exons: 10
Coding region: 221-1567 (448 amino acids)
Molecular function (GO): protein binding
Source: RefSeq, a predicted model, not a curated record